Trichoderma harzianum CBS 226.95 is the source of this 1581-nucleotide messenger RNA. RefSeq lists its product as hypothetical. NCBI's taxonomy places the organism in Eukaryota, Fungi, Ascomycota, Sordariomycetes, Hypocreales, Hypocreaceae. Gene Ontology annotation, molecular function: protein binding. Bases 1 to 1581 code for a protein of 526 amino acids. The transcript is spliced from 2 exons. The record is from RefSeq and is a predicted model, not a curated record.
AUGGAUCCGCCUCACCUCACAGAGUUCGCUUCCGAGCGCUACUUUGAGAAGCUCAGCCAACUCCACGCCAGCCGCCAGCAGCAGCAGGCGGAUCAUGCGGAAUCCAGUGCCACGACGACGGCGACGACGACCGUGUCGAGAUUUAUCCUGCCGCUGCGAGAGUCAUCGAAGCCCACGGAUGUCGAUGCCCUCAAGCCCGCCGACUUGAAACGCGAAAAAGGCCGCUUCCUUAGUUUUCGACAAAAGCUAGGCACAAAACAUUCCAAAAGCGAUGCGGAACACACGGCGACUCUACCUUCAAGAGCCUCUACGGAGUCGACGCGGAAAAGCAUACCUUUUGAUCAACUAUUCAUCGCAUUACCGAGCGAAUUACAGCUCCAAAUCAUCUCAUCCCUCCCUUUGACAGAUAUUCUUAACCUCCGAUUAGCCUCGAAAUCAUGGCACGCACUCAUAACUGCAAACGAGACACCCAUCGUCCGACAUCAUCUGUAUAACCAAAUACCCGCAUAUGCUCUUCGUCUAUAUCCCGUACCCGAAAACUCCGCCGACAUCAACUUCCAUUAUCUGUGUAGUCUGUGGCAUCGUCUUCAUGUCGCGGCCAAGCUAUCAUACUUGAUGUGCGAGUGGAUUACAAAAGACAUAUUCCUAAGACAGACGGAGGCCCAGAAGCUGGCAUUUGCACCACAGCACGAGCGUAUGCGCCGACGACUGAUACCCUUGCUUUUCACCGUUUUCCACUUUUUCGAGACAUACAGGAAAUUACACCUGCAAUACAUCGCUGAGCACGGAAACGGAUUGUUAAAGGAGCCAUACACAGUGAACCCGAUCGAGGAGCAAAUCAUGAACAUGUACGACAACCGGACGCUGCUCAGGGUUCAUGAGGUCUUCCCCCUCAUCAUCUCGUCCUUUUGCCGCCGCCUGCGACCGCCGACAUAUGUUGGUCGAGUGGAACGAUCAUUGCGUGGUUAUCUGAGAGAAAGACCACCUGACGAAGUUCAUGUGGCCAUCCUGUGCCUUGGCGGUCUUCGUCAGGUCGAGAGGCUGUGGGAAACAAAGGGCUACAACAACCGACGGAAUGCUGUCGAUGUUUGGUUCGGUUCUCUCACCAAAGAGCCUGCUGGUGAAGCCUCUGCCAAGAGCCGGUUAGGAUUGAAGGCCUUUGGACGGAAGAAGUCAACAAGCAGCGAUCGGCCUCCGCACCGGACAUCAUUCAGCGAAGGCGGCCGUAGGAGUCCUUGGGGAUCGGUAGACUCCACGCACAAUGGCGGGUUCAUGCCAUAUAGCGUCUUCGAUACCAGUCUCUCAGCCGAUGCGCCCAUGGCACCUCUCGAUCGCGACCAGGCAAAGACUCUACUAGGGGACCUCCCAUCACUGCAGGGCAUCUGGCUCACAACAGCCGAGGCCAUGAUUAUGGAUCGCAAGAUUGUACAGCGGCCGCAGGACAUUAAACGGAACCAGCAGGUCAUGCUGGAUCUGAUCCAAGAGGAUGGCCUGGACGAAGAAGACGAGUGGUGCUACGGCCGCCACAUUUCCGACUCAGUGAGGCCACCCGCCGCAGCCCUAGGCGACGAUGCGGAUUAA